This is a messenger RNA of Trichomonas vaginalis G3, 444 nucleotides long. Its product is annotated as glycoprotein 38 family. The coding region runs from base 1 to 444 and encodes 147 amino acids. NCBI's taxonomy places the organism in Eukaryota, Parabasalia, Trichomonadida, Trichomonadidae. The record is from RefSeq and is a predicted model, not a curated record. The transcript has a single exon.
AUGUCAAUAAUAUUUCAUACCGCAAAUGGUCGAACUCGAUUAAAUGCGACAUAUUUUGAUGCACAACUAUAUAAUGAUGAUGAAUUUCCAGACAUACGUGAUGCACGUGAGGUUGGAAAAGAAGCUGGAAGAGAAUCAGAAGGAGAGAUCACAUUUAAAUUUGAAAAAAUUGGAGAUCCUCCAGAGGGUGAAGAAAUGUUGUUCGAAAAAGAAAAAUUGUAUUUGUUUAACCCUGAGAACAAGAUAAAAACGAAGAAAGAAGUUGAGAAAGAUACACAAAAAUACGACAACCCAGGAUUGAAGGGAUAUCAAAUUGCUCUCAUCGUAAUCGCAGUUGUUGUUGUCAUCGUGAUUAUUGUCGUCGUUGUUGUCAUUCUAUUAUUGAAGAAAGGCAAAGAAUCUCCUAAAUCAAACUCAGGAUCAGGCUCUGGCGAAAAUGCAUAA